AUGGAUCUCAAGGACCCUCCUGUCAAUCGACGCCACCCAAAAUUCACCUUGCAGAGUUCUAGAAUCGACGUAGUAGACGAGAAAGGCAUCAAUGACACCCUCACCAUCUACAUUCGAGGAUUAAACCUCAAACUCCUCGUGUCCCUGCAGCCUCAAACAGGAUUCAAAAGGCGGCAAACUCCUGGCCCUGGCAUUCUUUUCCCCGGUAAGCUGGAAAAUCCGGGGUAA
This is a messenger RNA of Fusarium venenatum, 228 nucleotides long. The record is from RefSeq and is a predicted model, not a curated record. Lineage: Eukaryota; Fungi; Ascomycota; Sordariomycetes; Hypocreales; Nectriaceae.